CUAUAAACCACAAUAAAGUGUGGAAAUCCCGGGACCAUAGCGCAAAGUAUAUUGGAUUUGAUAACUUGCAAGUCUAAUGAUGAUUUUCUUCCUUGUUCUAGCCCUACUGGGGCCAUCGUUUAUUGAAGCUUCAUGUGGUCAGAAGUCUUUCGGUGCUCGAAUCGUUAAUGGUGAAAAUGCUGCUCCCCAUGCCUGGCCUUGGCAGAUCUCGCUACGAGUUUAUGGCAAACAUAUUUGCGGUGGAUCAUUGAUCAAACCUGACUGGGUUGUCACCGCCGCUCACUGCGUGGUGAAAAACCCGCAACGUAGCAGAUACACCGUUGUUGUUGGCGCUCACAAAACAACAGGAACUACCGCAGUUGAAGAGACGCGCCGAGUUCGACAACUCCUCAUACACGAAAAUUACGUGGAAUCAUCGAACCACGACAUCGCCCUAAUUCAGCUCGACAAGCCCGUGAAAAUCAGUUCCAAGGUGAACACAGUCUGUUUGCCACAACCUGGUAGUCGAGCAAGUGUUGGUGCACGCUGCUAUAUCACAGGAUGGGGGCGCACCGUAGGAGGUGGACAAGCAGCAGACACUCUUCAACAAGCAAUUCUCCCAGUCGUGUCCCACUACUCGUGUUCAAAAAUCAAUGGCUAUCUUCGUCCGGUCAUUCAAAACACUAUGAUCUGCGCAGGUGGUGAAGGCAAGGGUGGUUGCCAAGGGGACAGCGGUGGACCGUUCGUGUGUAAUGAGGGUGGUCAAUGGGUACUCAGGGGUGCUGUAAACUGGGGUCAUAAGAUGUGUCACACUACUUAUUACAGCGUAUUUGCUCGCAUCAGCAACUAUGUUAACUGGAUCAACCAGAAGAUAUCAGAUAGCAGCAGUGUUAGUGGCAGUGUCCAUUGCCAAGACCGCGACAGCCGUUGCGGACUCUGGUAUGACUACUGUAACGACAGUUUCGUGUCAGUAAGAUGUAAAUGGUCAUGUCUACUGUGUGAUUAGGAAUAUUUGAACACAAGCGCAUGAUAUUAAGAUGUAUUCUGGUAAAAGUGCAUAAAUAAA
This is a messenger RNA of Dendronephthya gigantea, 1045 nucleotides long. RefSeq names its product chymotrypsinogen A-like. Bases 77 to 985 code for a protein of 302 amino acids. NCBI's taxonomy places the organism in Eukaryota, Metazoa, Cnidaria, Anthozoa, Malacalcyonacea, Nephtheidae. Gene Ontology annotation, biological process: proteolysis. The record is from RefSeq and is a predicted model, not a curated record. The transcript is spliced from 6 exons. Gene Ontology annotation, molecular function: serine-type endopeptidase activity.